Terrapene triunguis (Three-toed box turtle) is the source of this 1464-nucleotide messenger RNA. RefSeq names its product glycine receptor alpha 3 (gene GLRA3). The transcript is spliced from 10 exons. Gene Ontology annotation, molecular function: extracellularly glycine-gated chloride channel activity; glycine binding; transmitter-gated monoatomic ion channel activity. The coding region runs from base 1 to 1464 and encodes 487 amino acids. NCBI's taxonomy places the organism in Eukaryota, Metazoa, Chordata, Testudines, Emydidae. The record is from RefSeq and is a predicted model, not a curated record. Gene Ontology annotation, biological process: chemical synaptic transmission; signal transduction; regulation of membrane potential. Gene Ontology annotation, cellular component: synapse; neuron projection; postsynaptic membrane.
AUGGCCAAGGUUAGAUACCUUCGUGCAGCUGUUUCGGGAUUUUAUCUCUGGGAAGCUGCAGUUCUGUUCAGUUUGGUAGUCACAAAGGAAACAGACAGUGCAAGAUCUCGUAGCAUGCCAAUGUCGCCAUCUGAUUUCCUGGAUAAAUUAAUGGGUAGGAUGUCAGGCUAUGAUGCAAGAAUCAGACCAAAUUUCAAAGGCCCUCCAGUUAAUGUCACAUGUAACAUAUUUAUAAACAGCUUUGGAUCCAUUGCAGAGACAACCAUGGAUUACCGAGUGAAUAUCUUUCUCCGUCAGAAUUGGAAUGAUCCACGCCUUGCAUAUAGUGAAUAUCCAGAUGACUCUUUGGAUUUAGAUCCAUCCAUGUUGGAUUCUAUUUGGAAACCAGAUUUGUUCUUUGCUAAUGAAAAAGGUGCCAACUUUCAUGAAGUUACAACAGACAACAAGUUGUUACGAAUUUUUAAAAAUGGAAAUGUUCUUUAUUCUAUCAGAUUGACUUUAAUACUGUCCUGUCCAAUGGAUCUCAAAAAUUUCCCAAUGGAUGUGCAAACAUGUAUAAUGCAGCUGGAAAGUUUUGGAUAUACAAUGAACGAUCUCAUUUUUGAAUGGCAAGAAAAGGGAGCUGUACAGGUAGCAGAAGGGCUCACUCUGCCACAGUUUCUGUUGAAAGAAGAGAAAGAUUUAUGUUAUUGCACCAAACAUUACAAUACAGGAAAGUUUACAUGCAUUGAAGUCCGAUUCCACCUUGAAAGGCAAAUGGGUUAUUAUCUCAUUCAAAUGUACAUACCGAGUCUCCUGAUUGUCAUUCUCUCCUGGGUGUCGUUUUGGAUCAAUAUGGAUGCAGCACCAGCCAGAGUGGCUUUAGGUAUAACAACUGUACUGACCAUGACAACACAAAGUUCAGGUUCACGAGCAUCACUUCCAAAGGUUUCAUAUGUCAAAGCUAUCGACAUUUGGAUGGCAGUAUGCCUGCUCUUUGUAUUUUCUGCACUUCUGGAGUAUGCAGCUGUAAAUUUUGUGUCAAGGCAGCAUAAAGAGCUUCUGAGAUUCCGCCGGAAGAGGAAGAAGAACAAGUAUUUUGGGGGAGUGCUUGAUGGAAAUGAAAUCAAUGAAUCAUUGCGACGUAGCAAUGGCUUGAGAAGUGCAGAACCUAUAGACGGGACUUUGGCUCAAAUCUACAGUACAAAUUUAAGGGACGAUGAGGUAAGGGAAAGUCGAUUCAGUUUUACAGCCUAUGGAGUGGGACCAUGUCUGCAAGGAAAAGAUGGAGUGACUCCAAAGGGGCCAAAUAAUCCCAUUCAAGCUGCACCAAAAAGCCUCGAUGAAAUGAGGAAGGUAUUCAUUGACCGAGCCAAGAAAAUUGAUACCAUUUCCAGAGCUUGCUUCCCAUUAGCCUUUCUGAUUUUCAACAUUUUUUAUUGGGUUAUCUAUAAAAUCAUUAGGCAUGAGGACAUUCACCAAUAA